CUGGGGCCCCACACAGACCUCCUGGGGCCCCACACAGAGCUCCUGGGCCCCGGCCCCCCCCCCGGGCCCCUGCGGGGGAAGGCGUCCUGCCGGCGGAAGCGGGAGUUCAUCCCGGAGGAGAAGAAGGACCCGCAGUACUGGGAGCGGCGGCGGAAGAACAACGAGGCGGCCAAGCGCUCGCGGGAGAAGCGGCGGCAGAGCGAGCGGGUGCUGGGGGGCCGGCUGCUGGCGCUGGGGGAGGAGAACGCCGCCCUGAGGGCCGAGCUGCGGGCCCUCAAGCUCCGCUUCGGCCUGCUCAGCUCCAGCGCCUACGCCCGGGAGCUGCAGCCCCCCCCCCCGGGCCCCCGGAGCCCCCCCCGGGGCCCCCCCCGGGGCCUCGGCUCCCCCCGCAGCUCUGAGGACGAGCAGCGGGUCCCCAGGGGCCCCCCCGCCCCCCCCGGCCGCUCCGCGCUGCCCCACAAGCUGCGCAUCAAGGCCAGAGGGGUCAGCGUCAAAGUGGAGGCCCCGGACCCCGAGUACGAGGGGGGGGCCGGCCCGGAGCCCGGCCAGCCCCUGUCAGAACAGGUCAGCAGCAUGCAGCGCUGGAGCCCCCCCCACGGGCCCCUGCUGGGCCCCGGGCCCCUCCAGGCCUCGGGGGACAUGAAGCACAGCUCCUGGGGGGCCCAGGACCUGUGUGUGAGGCCGGGGGGGGGCGGCCUGAGGGCAGCACACACACCCGGGGGCAGCUGCUCCCCCCGGGGCCCCGCCGGCACAGGGCCCCUCUGA
Molecule: messenger RNA, 765 nt
Organism: Menidia menidia (Atlantic silverside)
Lineage: Eukaryota; Metazoa; Chordata; Actinopteri; Atheriniformes; Atherinopsidae
Source: the annotation of a GenBank genome assembly